Messenger RNA from Rubroshorea leprosula, 1834 nucleotides. The record is from the annotation of a GenBank genome assembly. Lineage: Eukaryota; Viridiplantae; Streptophyta; Magnoliopsida; Malvales; Dipterocarpaceae.
AUCUUCCUUCGCCGGCCACUACGAUCAAUUUGACCACCACAAAAAGGAAACUAGAAAUUUAGGUCGGCGAUGGUGAAGGAGACGGAAUACUACGAUGUAUUAGGCGUCAGCCCUAAUGCCACAGAGGCCGAAAUCAAGAAAGCCUAUUAUAUCAAGGCACGACAGGUUCACCCUGAUAAAAACCCAAAUGAUCCUCUGGCAGCCCAAAAUUUUCAGGUACUAGGAGAGGCGUACCAAGUGUUAAGUGAUACAACACAACGACAAGCAUAUGAUGCUUAUGGAAAAUCUGGAAUUUCAACUGAAGCAAUUAUCGAUCCUGCAGCAAUUUUUGCAAUGCUUUUUGGUAGUGAGCUUUUUGAGGAUUACAUUGGACAGCUUGCUAUGGCAUCAAUGGCUUCCCUAGACAUUUUCGCUGAAGGGGAACAAGUUGAUGCUAAAAAGUUACAGGAACAAAUGAGGGGUGUUCAGAAGGAAAGAGAAGAAAGGCUAGCAGAAACACUGAAAGGUCGGCUGAAUCAAUAUGUUCAAGGAAACAAAGAAGAUUUUACUAAUCAAGCGGAAGCUGAAGUAUCAAGGCUAUCUAAUGCGGCUUAUGGUGUUGAUAUGCUGAAUACAAUUGGUUACAUAUAUGUAAGACAGGCAGCAAAAGAGCUUGGGAAGAAAGCGAUGUAUCUAGGUGUCCCAUUCAUUGCUGAGUGGUUUAGGAACAAGGGCCACUUUAUCAAAUCUCAAGUAACAGCAGCAACAGGUGCAAUUGCUUUGAUCCAACUGCAGGAAGACAUGAAGAAGCAGCUAAGUGCCGAAGGAAACUAUACCGAGCAAGAGCUUGAAGAGUACCUGCAAUCCCACAAGAAGUUGAUGAUUGAUUCCUUAUGGAAGCUUAAUGUAGCUGAUAUUGAAGCCACCCUUUCUCGCGUUUGUCAAAUGGUUCUUCAAGAUAACAACGCAAAGAAAGAAGAACUUCGUUCACGAGCAAAGGGGCUAAAAACCCUUGGAAAAAUCUUCCAGAGGGCCAAGUCAGCCAAUGGUAGUGACAGUGAACCUGCAGUGAGCAGUGUUGUGAAUAAACAACUAAAUGGAAGUGAUACAACCCUUGAUGGUGGUUCUCCUAGCGCAUCAUCAACAUCUUCAAUCUGGGUAGAGCCAUCUCCUUCUACAUUUGGAUCGCAGAGUCCCUAUGUGGAGGCCCCCCCCUUUGCAGAUACUCCAUUUAGCUACAACUUCCCAAGGCCAACAGCACCACCUGGUGCACAAAGACACUCUUGAGGUGGAAAAGAUUUAAGUCGUUUGCUCCCAGCCAUAAUAUGUUAUAUACUUAGGUGGCAGUAAGUGAAGGAACUUCGUUUUCUGUUUGCUGAAAGUCUUCAUACGAGCACUCUGGAGAGCCCAUUCUACCUCCAAACGGGUAGGCACAGCAUAGUGUAUCUUUGAUACACAAUUACCUACAAGAUGCAUGUUGAAGGUCGUUGUAGGACAUAAUUAUUUUCAUUGUUUCAAGCUUCUUAUGAUUGCUCGCCCUGUUACUUGAAUGCCACAAUUGCUGGAGUUCUGCUUUAUUGUGUGUUUUGGUUUCAGAAUGUACAUUUAGGUCCAAGUUUUUGCCUAGCAUGUUCUUUUAUUGGAGAUCUAUUGUCAUAUCUAUUUAAGGAAACAAAAAAACGACUGUAAUAUAUUUUGUUGAUGAAGCUCUGGUAAUGUAAGUUGCAUAAAUCCAUCUUAUUCAAGGCAUGUCUGACAAAUCAUAUAAUCUUGUGAUGGACGUCAUGUUACCUUCUUUUCAUAUUUGUCUUAUAAUCAUUUAUGUAAUGUUAAUUGAUAAAAUCAAUGUAUGUAU